AUGGCCACGUGCAGCCUUUUUGCACCCUCGUUCAGUGAGGGGAGGGCGCGAAAAUGGCUGCCGGCCAUAGGGAAACAUCGCACAAAGGAAAAAAAGAACAGUGCAUCAGAGUUCACCCCUGAAAACCUGGUAACAUCCGUACUUGAUUUGUUUGGAGCCGGAACAGAAACAACCAGCACGACCCUCAGAUACGGGCUUUUGAUUCUCCAGAAAUACCCGGAGGUAGAAGAGAAAGUGCAUGAAGAGAUUGACCGCGUGGUCGGCCGAGCCAGGGUGCCGUGCAUAGCUGACCGUGGGCAGAUGCCUUACACAGAUGCCAUCAUCCACGAAAUCCAGAGGUUCAUCUCUCUUGUCCCACUGAGUGCCCCCCGCUCAGUGGCCAAAGACCCCCCCUUCCGACAAUACGUCAUCCCAAAGGGCACCAUCAUCUUCCCCGUCCUGACCUCUGCACUGUACGACAGCAAAGAGUUUCCAAACCCCACAGAAUUUGACCCACAGCAUUUCUUGAACAAAGACGGGACCUUCAGGAAGAGUGACUACUUCAUGCCCUUCUCGGCAGGUAAACGGAUCUGCGCAGGGGAGGGCCUCGCCCGCAUGGAACUGUUCCUUUUUUUGGUCACCAUCCUGCAGCACUUCAAACUGAAGCCCCUCCAGGAUCCUAAGGACAUCGACAUCACCCCUCUUCUGAGUGCUGCUCUCACCUUCCCUCGGCCUUAUCAGCUCUGCGUUCUCCCUCGGUAAGGAGAAGGAGGCCUCUGGCCUACCAGAUGGCAUCUGGCAGUUGACCAGUUCAGAACUUGGGACUGAGCCUGUCUACAUUUUCCAGCCUACCUUGUCUGGGCAUCAAAACUGCAAAUCCCUGAGAGCCCUUUUCUUAGAGGCAGAGAAUCUGUUUUCCAAGAAGGAGGGCCUGGACUUCAGAACAUGAAGCAGCCUGCUCUAAUUUGUUUUCCUCAAGCGACCAAUAUUUCAAUUUUGUUCUUUCGUGCUCACACCAGAUGUGCUUUUUACUGCUAUAAGCGUUUGUAUUUUUGGAAGGAGAUCAGAUUGAAGAUCUUGUAACCUAGGUAAAAAUGUAUAACUGAUAUAUCUACAUUUGUCUGACUUAUAAGUAUUGACCUAUAACUUAAGUUCAGUCUUUAUGCAUUUUUAUGUAUCGGUAUCUAGUGCUUUACCUGCUUUAUCUACUACGUUCCCAUAGUCUCUUGAGACUGAAGGAUGCCUACGUCAUAUCUACUGCUUUUGUUCAAGGCUGUAAAAAUAAUAUGUUGGAUCAUAUGUCUUUG
Pogona vitticeps (central bearded dragon) is the source of this 1286-nucleotide messenger RNA. The record is from RefSeq and is a predicted model, not a curated record. NCBI's taxonomy places the organism in Eukaryota, Metazoa, Chordata, Lepidosauria, Squamata, Agamidae.